Molecule: messenger RNA, 1521 nt
Organism: Rotaria sordida
Lineage: Eukaryota; Metazoa; Rotifera; Eurotatoria; Philodinida; Philodinidae
Source: the annotation of a GenBank genome assembly
AUGGCUGACAACAUUACUCGAUCUCUUCAUACAUUGACCGUCGAUUUAGUAUAUCAUAUAUUGGACAAACUCGAUCGAUUAACCAUUCUUCUAUCACUUCGUAAUGUUUGUACGAGUCUUAAUACGAUUAUUGAUACCUAUCAUCCAUACAAGACAUUCAACGAACUGAUGUUGACAUGGGAAUCAAUUCCUGCUCAAAAUAUUCAACAACUGGCUAACGCAUUUCACAAUAACACAACACUCACCAUGCUCAAUCUUUAUUCCAACGAGAUCGAUGAAGAAGGGGCACAGUAUCUUGCUCAAGCGUUACAGAAUAAUACGACACUCACUACACUAGAGCUUCGGUAUAACAAAAUCGGUAUUAAAGGGGCACAAUACAUGGCUCAAGCAUUACAGAAUAACACAACUCUUACUACGCUCAAUCUUGCCUUCAACGGGAUCCAUGAUGAAGGGAUACAACAUCUGGCUCAAGCAUUGCAGAAUAACAGGACACUUACCAAGCUGAUUCUUCAGUACAACGAAAUCCAUGAUGAAGGGGCACAAUAUUUGGCUCAAGCAUUACAAAAUAAUACAACACUUACCACACUUGACCUUUCCUACAAUAAAAUCGGUGUUGAAGGGACGCAAUAUAUAGCUCGAACAUUACAGAAUAAUACGGCACUCACUACGCUCAAUCUUUGGUUCAAUGAAAUUGGUAAUGAAGGAACACAAUAUCUGACUCAAGCGUUACAAAACAACAUGACACUAACGACACUUGACCUUGGAGGGAACGACAUUGAUUUUAAUGGAAUACAAUAUCUAACCCAAACAUUACAGAACAACAAGACACUCAGCAGUCUUACCCUUGGAAGCAGCAAUAUUGGUACUAGUGGGGCACAAUAUCUGGCUGAAGCAUUACAGAAUACUACGACACUCACAGAGCUUAAUCUUCACUACAACAAAAUCGGUGAUGAAGGACUGGAAUAUUUAGCUCGAGCAUUUCAGAAUAACACGACACUCACCACACUCAAUCUUGCGUUGAACGAAAUCAGUGCUCGAGGAGCACAGCAUCUGUCUCAAGCAUUACAAAAUAAUACGACACUCAUCACGCUCGACCUUAGCAGAAAUCAAAUCCUUACCGAAGGAGCACAAUAUCUGGCCCAAGCGUUACAGAAUAACAAUACACUCAAGAUACUCAGACUUGAGCUCGGCCAUAUUGGUAGUAAAGGGACACAAUAUCUCGCUCAAGUAUUACAACAUAACAAUACACUCACUACGCUCGAUCUUGCACACAAUCUUAUUGAUGAUGAAGGAUCACAAUAUGUGGCUAAAGCAUUAGAGUAUAACACGACACUUACGGAACUUGAUGUUGGAGGCAACGAAAUCAGUGCUGAUGGAGCAGAAUAUCUGGCUCGAGCAUUACAAAAAAAUACCACACUCAUCACACUCAAGAUUGACGGCAACAGAAUCAGUGUUGAAGAGGCGAAACAUCUAUUCCAUGAACGAUAUCAUUUUGACUAUCAAAUGGCAUACCCGCGAUAA